AGGGGGGCGGUAACUAUACAUUCAGGAAGAGGUCCAUGGACUGUAAACUCUGCUAGGAGCUAAUUAGCUUGCUAGGUGAAUCUGAUGGAAAAAUAACUCCGUUUGGUCGUUAAAUCGUCGUUAACCAUGUCUGCAAGAAACCCGGGCAUGCCACUUGACCUGGAAUGGGUGUCCAAGGUGCGGGUGAACACCCAGGCAGUGCUGAAGAGAGCUCAGCAGAUCCAAGGACGCAAUAAGAACAAGAAACAGUGGCAGGCGGCGUGGCUGCUGCGGGCGGUGACCUGUAUUGACCUGACGACCCUGGCCGGUGACGACACGCCCGGCAACGUCCACCGGCUGUGUAUGAAGGCGACCCAGCCGGUACGCUACGACCUGCUGAAGAGCAUGGACAUGCAGGACAAAGGUGUGACUACUGCAGCGGUGUGCGUGUACCCGUCUCGUGUGGCUGAUGCUGUGAAGUCACUGAAAGCAGCCAACUCCAGCUUACCUGUCGCCUCAGUGGCGACCGGUUUCCCUGCAGGCCAGACCUCUCUGAAGACCAGGCUGGAGGAGGUCCGUAUGGCUGUAGAGGAUGGAGCUAUGGAGAUAGAUAUAGUCAUUAACAGGACUCUGGCCCUCACUGGCCAGUGGGAAGCCAUGUAUGAGGAGGUGUGUCAGUUCAGAGAGGCCUGUGGGGAGACUCACAUGAAGUCCAUCCUGGCUAUAGGAGAGCUGGGGACCUACACCAAUGUCUACAAGGCUAGUCUGGUGGCUAUGAUGGCUGGGUCGGACUUCAUCAAGACGUCAACAGGGAAGGAGUCUGUCAACGCUACCUACCCUGUCGCCAUAGUGAUGGUCAGAGCCAUCCGGGACUACUUCCUGAAGACUGGUCAUAAGGUUGGUUUUAAGCCUGCUGGUGGGAUCCGUACAGCCAAGGAGUCGUUGGUGUGGCUGACUCUGAUGAAGGAAGAGCUGGGAGACGAGUGGCUGAGCCCUCACCUCUUUAGACUGGGGGCUAGUAGCCUGCUGGCUGACAUAGAGAGACAGAUCUACCAUCACGUGACUGGUUGCUACGCAGCCUAUCACCAGAUGCCCAUGGCCUGAAACCACGGUUACCAUUUCCAAAGUGACCAAUCCGAAACCUCACCCGAACCAGCCUAUCGCUGUGCAGAAAAUUCUUACAGGUUACCUGGAAAAUAUCUCUGUUGUUGGACUUGUCAGGAAUGUGUUAAUUUGAGAUGAUGACCAGAUCAGGUGAAGAAAAGAGAGAGCCUGUCAUUUUACUGUGUACAGUACUACUGGUAUAUCUGUCAUUUUACUGUGUACAGUACUACUGGUAUAUCUGUCAUUUUACUGUGUACAGUACUACUGGUAUAUCUGUCAUUUUACUGUGUACAGUACUACUGGUAUAUCUGUCAUUUUACUGUGUACAGUACUACUGGUAUAUCUGUCAUUUUACUGUGUACAGUACUACUGGUAUAUCUGUCAUUUUACUGUGUACAGUACUACUGGUAUAUCUGUCAUUUUACUGUGUACAGUACUACUGGUAUAUCUGUCAUUUUACUGUGUACAGUACUACUGGUAUAUCUGUCAUUUUACUGUGU
Messenger RNA from Oncorhynchus tshawytscha (Chinook salmon), 1583 nucleotides. RefSeq names its product deoxyribose-phosphate aldolase (putative) (gene dera). The record is from RefSeq and is a predicted model, not a curated record. Gene Ontology annotation, biological process: carbohydrate catabolic process; deoxyribonucleotide catabolic process. NCBI's taxonomy places the organism in Eukaryota, Metazoa, Chordata, Actinopteri, Salmoniformes, Salmonidae. The transcript has 9 exons. Gene Ontology annotation, molecular function: deoxyribose-phosphate aldolase activity. Gene Ontology annotation, cellular component: cytoplasm. The coding region runs from base 127 to 1083 and encodes 318 amino acids.